CGGCGGCAGCGGGUACCGGUCGCUACACUACAUGCGGCCCCUCUGCAUCUGGGCGAUGCAGUGGGCGCUGUCGCCGCCGGAGCUCCACAGGGACGUCAGGGUGUUGCCGGGUUCGGUGUCCGCCGUGGCGUCGCCGGCAGAGGUGGUCCUGGCUCGGGAGAAGUUCGAGGAGGUGGCGAGCAUGCUGAGGCUGCCGGAGGAAGAACAGCACAAGGGAUAUCUCAGAGCUCUGUACCAAAUUCUCCGGCAGACGCUGCUCCCGGCAUCCUGAUUCUCUUACGGAUCUGCUAAUUUACAUGCCGAUGAAAACAAUUCGCCUUCAUCCGUUUUCUAUGCCCUAAGAUCUGUGUGUGGAGAUUUGUGUGUGUGACUCGUUAUUUGUCUCGUUUCUUUUAUCGGAUCCGUGUGGUUGACCCGUUAUUUUUUCCAUCGCAACCCGCGUGUCUGUGUGGUUGACACUGUCGCCCUCCUCCCAGCCGAACACGCAACCCCGAACAGAGUCGAGCGAGAGAGAGAUAGCCAUGGCGAUUUGGAGCUCCGCCUCACCGCUCGAUCCAGUGUUUUGGUGGUGACUCGUCCGCGCUCUCCCUCGUGCUUCCCCGCUUCCUCCGCCUCCCUUCUGUUCCUGCCGGCGGGAUCUGCGGCAUCUCUCGGCCCCGCACCGAUCCGUCCCCAUUUCCGCCGCUGGCGAUUUUGUUCGUCGGAUUCAGUCCCCCCCUCCUCCCUUUUUGUUGUUCUUGUGAUCUGUUAGGUAGGGAGUUGGUUUUGUCUGUCAGAUUUGAUGAUUGUAUCCAUCCCCCGCAGCUUUUUUCCGUGUAGAUUUGUUUAGGUUGCACCGUUUCUGGGAUGCGUUUGAUUGUUCUGCUAAGCGCGGUAGCUGCCGUAGCUGGGAUGUGUGUCAGUUCGAUGUGCUGAUCUAUAAUUGAUUGGAUGUUGGAGUUCGAGUUGUUCAUGUGAGGCUGGCUUGCUUAGUUGUAGUACUUUGAUGUAUUCAGUCAAUUCGAACGGAUGUAUUCUGUUCCCUGGCCUUUAAUCCCUAGACCAUUUCUCUUCACUGGUAUCGUUUAGUGGGUAUGUGGUUUACUCUGUAAUUUCUAUUUUGGAUUUACAGUGCAAUCCCUAUUGUUUUUUAGAGUGAUUUUCAGUGUAAUUCAUACUGGAUUUUCAUUGAUUUUCACUAUAAUCCGUACUGGAUUUCCAGUGUAAUUUUCUUGUGGAUAGGUAGUAUAUUUGUAGUGUAAAUCCAAAGCAAUUUGUAGUGUAAUCCCCGGUUAUUUCACACUGUAAUUUCAGUGUAUUUGCACUGUAUUUGCUAGUGGAAUAAUAGUGUAUAUGUCCUAGUUGCAGUGUAUUUUUGUCAGUGGGGUUGCACUGUAUUUGUUAGUGGAAUUACAGUGUAUUUGUCAGUGAUGUACAAUGUAAUUUGAUAGCUGAUUUACAGUGUAAUUGCCAUGAAUUUGCACUGUAUUCGCUAGUGGAAUUAUAGUGUAAUUCACUUGAAUUUUUAUAGUGGAAUUGCGUUUUGGAUUUACUGUGUAUUUGUCAGCAAAUUUACAGUGUAAUUCAUAGCUGGUUUUACUGUGUAAAUUCAGUGUAAUUUACACUUUAAUUGAGUAGCAGAGGAAUUGUGACUGUUCUUGUGAUGCACCGCUAGUUUGUAUGUUCUUGUGAUGCAUCUGAUUCCAGUGUAUUUUCUUGAGGAUUUAGAGUAUAAUUAUAUUCGGAUGUACACUGUAAUCUUCAUCGGAAUUCCAGUGUAUUUUCUUAAUGGGUGAUUACAAUGUAUUUACAAUGUAAUUCUCAGUUGGUUUCCACUGUAAUUCGCAUGGGAUUUCUUCACUAGUGGGUUAUGUAGUGAAAUAAAAGAGAUGUAGAUUGUAAAUGCUAUCAAUGCAUUUCUUCUUUAUAUUUUUGUUAUGUUUUAUCCCUUUUGCCAUUUCAUCUCAGACAUUUUGUCCUUUUCUUUGUGUUUGUACAUAUUUAGGUUAUAGAUUAAAGUAUGGGGAGACUCAUGAAGGCUUUUGGUAAGGGCACUUCUGCUGCUUGUGUUCAAGAUUGUGAUGAUUCAGAUGGCGAUCCUUUUGUCCCCAAUGAUUUUGAUGUGGAUGAUCCUUUUCAAGAUUCGGAGGAACGUCAAAUGGAUGAUCAUGAUUUCGAGAAAGUCUUAGGCUAUGCUUUUUAGCUGCUUUUUUCUAGUCUGGCUCUGAUAAAGAUGGGGUAUGUACCCGCUCAGGGCAUGUGCUGCUAUGAUGAAGUGGAUUUAUUUCUGGUCAUGUCCUCUUCCAGUUUUUUGACUGUAGUCCCUGAUGGGUUGUAGUGUAAUUAUUUGUUGAUUUUGCUCUGUAAUGCCCAGUGGAAUUACACUGUAUGUUAAUUGGUCUUACAUAGUAAUUUUAGCGGGUUCA
Molecule: messenger RNA, 2405 nt
Organism: Triticum urartu
Lineage: Eukaryota; Viridiplantae; Streptophyta; Magnoliopsida; Poales; Poaceae
Source: RefSeq, a predicted model, not a curated record